Molecule: messenger RNA, 1314 nt
Organism: Populus euphratica (Euphrates poplar)
Lineage: Eukaryota; Viridiplantae; Streptophyta; Magnoliopsida; Malpighiales; Salicaceae
Exons: 3
Coding region: 196-1248 (350 amino acids)
Source: RefSeq, a predicted model, not a curated record
GCCCCCCACCACAGCCCUCGAUCAAAAGGCCUGAGCUCUUCCAAAAGAGACUCACGUGCAUGGCCUUAAUCACUCGGUGGCUUUAAGUUAAGGCAAAACUCCACUUUUUUUUUUUUUUCUUGCUCAGAAGAUGGCAUCCCUCUCUUAACACAAUCAAACAGAAAAAAACACGGAUAGAGAAGAAGCUAGAGAAGCAUGAAGGGACAAGAUCCCUUGGUCUCGUCAUCUUCCCGGCGAGAAAGGUCUCCGGAACCGGAAAAGAUUCGUUCGAAGAGCAUCGGAUGUAUGUCUGGCAUUUUCCAAUUCGUUUACAGAUACCAUAAUCGCCGUAGAUUCAUCACUUUUGGGAAAAGGCAUGGAAAGGAUAUUGUGGUUACUUCUCCAAAACCAACGACACCAUCAUCGCAACCUUCUUCUUCUUCUUCUCCUUCUCCGUCAUCUUCUUCCACUUCACUGGAAGAAGAAAACAAAGUUCUCCAAAGACUCCCAUGCGAUAUGGCACCAAGAAGCCCAACACUGCCAACCGGAAUAUUAAGGCGGUCAAGAUCCCUAAACUCCCCUGAAAGUUUCCGGGCUCAACCAGCCCCGGUGGCUAGAGUACUAAUGGGGUUGAGUGAUAUUCCACCAAUGACAACCGCCGAAUUGGCGUUGGCAGAGAAGAGGAGGAGGCUCCUGGGGGCAUUGGAGAAAUGCGAUGAGGACUUGAAAGCAUUAAAGAAAAUAAUUGAUGUGGUAAAGAGCAGUAGUGUAGCUAGUACUGGUGAUGACGACGAUGAUGAGGGAAGAUCAGAGAGAGGUAAUGACCUUCCAUUGUUGCCGCAACCUAGUCCAGUGUCUGUGCUUGACGAGUUCACUCGUUCGGCUCUCAGUGGAUUCUCCAAACGUUACAACAUUAAUGAACGAGUGCCACAACAACAGGCGAAGAAGGAAGGAGGAGGAGAGGACAUCAGCAGCACUGAUUUCCUUGACAAAAUCAUGACCAAAGAAAAUAUGAUCCAUGGGAACAGCCAUGAGAGUGUAGUUUCAUCACCUUUAUGGAGCAGCAAAGCCAUGAUAGAAAGUGUGAAUGAGGUGUGCAGGGAUACUGCCUCGGGUGAGAGAAGGGAGAUUGGAAGAACAGGGCUGGCUUUGCAAGAUUAUAUAUUCAGGGACUUGAUUGAAGAGAUUGUAAAAGAAAUGGGAUUUGAUUACAUUUACCAACUAGGACCUCUACCAUUUGAAUCAUGUAAGAAAAGGCUGAGUUUCUAGUGUACUUGAAUAUUUCUUGCAUAGACCCAAAAUCCACCUUCAAUUUUAAUUUUUUUUCUUUUUGUU